This is a messenger RNA of Striga asiatica, 1032 nucleotides long. NCBI's taxonomy places the organism in Eukaryota, Viridiplantae, Streptophyta, Magnoliopsida, Lamiales, Orobanchaceae. The record is from the annotation of a GenBank genome assembly.
AUGGGUUCGGAGAAGGAAACGUUUAGCUCGACGGGCCCGUCGUUUUUAACGGCCAUCGACUGGAGCAACUCGAACCACCGGAGGUCCGUGGCCGCCAGCCUGGUCCAAGGCGUGUACGUGCUCGAGUCCGACCGCCAGCAAAACCGUCAGGGCCCGCGAGCCCUGGCCCCACCUUGGUGGGAGUUCUUCGGUUUUCGGCUUGCCCAAGUCUUAAUCGACGACCACGACCAAUCCUAUUUCGGCGCUGUUUUCGAGUCCAACCGCCACCCGGGCCCUCCUUACCCGGGCCACGCCGGCCCGCGGGCCCCACAGUGCGUGGUGGCCUUCCGGGGCCCGAUCUAUAGGCCCGACACGCGUGCCGAGGACCUCAAGCUCAACCUCGGCUGCCUGGCCAACAGCCUAAACGGGAGCUCGCGGUUUCGGGUCGGGUUUGGGCCGGCCCGUGAGGCUGCGUCCCGGUUUGGGCUCGGAAACGUCUGGCUCGCGGGCCACUCGGUCGGGUCGUCGGUCGCCCUCCUCGUGGGCCGGGAGAUGGCCAAGUCCUUUGGGGCCCACCUCGAGACGUACCUGUUCAGCCCGCCGUUCGCGUCGGCCCCGAUCGAGCGGAUCAAGAGCGAGAAGGUGAAAACGGGCCUCCGGGUCGCGAACAGCGUCCUCACGGCCGGGUUGGCCCUGGCUGCGGGCUCGAAGGCCCGUGAGGAAGGCCCGUUCGCGGCCCUGGCGCCGUGGGUGCCCUACUUGUUCGUCAACCGGUCGGACGUGGUUUGCUCCGAGUAUGUCGGGUAUUUCGAGCAUCGGGAGAAGAUGGAGGCUAUUGGAGCUGGAAAAAUCGGGCGGCUCGCGACCAAGCACUCGUUGGGGAGCAUAGUGUCGGCCGCGCGAGGGAAGGAAUCGGAGGCGGCCCACCUGAUCCCGUCCGCGUACUUGAGCAUCAAUUGCGGGCCGAGUUCGGGCUUUAGGGAAGCCCAUGGGAUUCAUCAGUGGUGGAGGCAAGAUUUGGAGUUGAGGUACAAGUUGUAUCAGUAUAAGUGA